Chlamydomonas reinhardtii is the source of this 1771-nucleotide messenger RNA. RefSeq lists its product as uncharacterized. NCBI's taxonomy places the organism in Eukaryota, Viridiplantae, Chlorophyta, Chlorophyceae, Chlamydomonadales, Chlamydomonadaceae. Gene Ontology annotation, molecular function: peptidyl-prolyl cis-trans isomerase activity. The coding region runs from base 468 to 1310 and encodes 280 amino acids. The transcript is spliced from 10 exons. Gene Ontology annotation, biological process: protein folding; protein peptidyl-prolyl isomerization. The record is from RefSeq and is a predicted model, not a curated record.
AGCUGCUUUGGCGGCAUUGGACUGCCGGAUGGUGAUUAGCUCACGCGGUACCUGCUGGUACCUAGUGUAAAUCAAUAGUCUUUGCGCUAACAAGCUUGACGAAUGCUGCAGCGGCUGGCUGCCUUUGACUGGUGGUUUUGGCUACAAAGCUUAGAGCUUGUCAAUACAUUGCCCGGCGGUAGGCUGCUGCUGCUGCUCGGGCGCUGCAAGCAUCCCCUGGGCCUGUGCUUCAAGACGACGUGCUUCUGACAAAGCCUGCGGCGAGCGGCUGCUGGUCACAGAUAUGAAGUCGCUUGUGGUGUUGGGGGAGUGGGUGUCGGGUUCCUGCCCCUUGCCAUGUUCCAUCACGAACGUGUCACCGUGUCAUGCGAUGGUACCCAUAAUUCUCCUCUAAAUUACGGUGUAUUUCUCCAGAACCCUUCAUUCCGUCAUUCACCCUUCACGUACAGUGUAAAGCAGCUAGACAAAUGGGACAGGGUGCGUCUGCGAACAAGGAUGCUGUGGCCCAAAUGGCCAAGCAGAAGGUGGCGUACCAGCCUCCCCUGGGACCUCCCAACCCGGCCAACCCCUUGGUCUACUUUGACAUCAACCUGGGCCGCUACGGCGAUGCCACUCCUCUCGGCCGCAUUGUGAUGGAGCUGAAGGCGGACGUGACCCCCAAGACUGCGGAGAACUUCCGCCAGCUGUGUCUGCGCGAGGCGGGCAAGGGCUACAAGGCCAGCCGCUUCCACCGCGUCAUCCCCUCCUUCAUGUGCCAGGGUGGUGACUUCACUCGGGACAACGGCACGGGCGGUGUCAGCAUCUACGGCGCCCGCUUUGAGGACGAGAACUUCAGGCUGUCGCACCUGGGCCCCGGCGUGCUGUCCAUGGCCAACGCCGGCCCCAACACCAACGGCUCCCAGUUCUUCCUGUGCACCUCCCAGACCCCCUGGCUCAACGGCAAGCACGUGGUCUUCGGCCAGGUGGUUGAGGGUUACGAGGUGGUCAAGGCCAUUGAGACGUGCGGCAGCCGCAGCGGAGAGACGGCCUUCGACGUGAUGGUGGCGGACUGCGGCGAGCUGCCCGCGGGUGCCGCCCGGGCCGCCGCCCCCCGCCAGAAGUCCGCAGGUGCCGCGGCUGCUUCCGUCGCCUCCGUUCGCUCCUUCGGCACUGCAGCCGCAGUGCGCCCCUUCGCCGCCGGCAUCAGCAGGCCUGCUGUUGCUCCCCAGCGCGCCGCCCCGCUGCGCGCCGUGGCCCCCGUCCGCGCCGCCGCAGCCCACGCCGCCGUCGCCCGCUCGGCCCUGCGCGCGGCCCGUGUGCUGGCGCUGUAACGUCGCCAAGGCACAUAACUGGCACGUGCGCAGAAGGAGCCCCGAGGAGAGCUUACGUGAGCCAAGGCGGCGCCGCCAAGGCUAGUCGUAGGCUCUUAUUUUGUCGGACAAUUUUAAAGGCCUGGGGGACGCCAGUGCACGAGGCGUGGAUAGGGAUGUAGGGAUUCGGUAGCAGUGGGCAGUAUGCGGAAGUCGGGCCGGCUCGUGAUAGGUUGAUCCUGUCUUAGCGCUAGCCAUCUAACACCGUCCUGAGUGGUCGUCUGUCCUAGGCGCAAACUCAACACACUGCUUCGGCGUGUGGGGACGCCGCGUUGGCGAGAGCCACGGAUGGUGCUGAUACCGUGGAAGCAUGGCGCACCCGCGGAGGGCACUGUAACGCGGCAAGUGUGACUCAGAUGCCCCCAGUAAGCUGGACGGUGACACUCAGCUGGUGUGGGUGCGCUGUAACUGCUUCUGGAUUG